UUUGUUUUUGACUUCGAUUUGUUGUGUUUGUAAUAUCUAUGUUAAACUCAGAAAUCUGAGAUAAGGUUUAAAAGUACAUAGAUACGAAUUAAAAACUAAAAACGAUAAACACAUAAAGUAUUAACGUAGUUAAAUUGACUAAAUUUAGUUUUCCAAAGAUCAAAACCUAACCUUAAAAUGUCUGACGAUGAUGAUGUUAUAUUGGUUAAAAAGCCAAAGCAGGUGUAUUAUGGGUCUCUGGAGGAGCAGGAAAAGGCGCGGCUUGCGGCACUGGCCGCGGCCGCCAAGGAGGGGGUGGAAGAUAGCGGUGGAAAAGAACUCGGAGACAUACAGGUUUCUGGCGAAUACAUGGAGCUAGAGGAGGAAAUGUCGAGAGAUAAGAAGGCAUUGCUUGAAGAAUUUGAGAGGAGACGUAAAGCUCGACAGCUCAAUGUGUCUACCGAUGAUGAUGAGGUGCGUAGAAGUCUAAGGCAGCUCGGUGAACCUGUGUGCCUGUUUGGUGAGGGUCCAGCCGAGAGGAGAGUUAGAUUGCGUGAUCUGCUAAGCUACCUCGGCGAAGACGCAAUCCACAAGAAGUUGGAAGAGGAGGAGGCGAGGAUAGAGAGGGACAGAGGACGUGAGGGUACGUGGUACCACGAAGGACCUCCGCAGCUGAAGGACGCGAGGCUUUUCAUUGCCAGAUACUCCCUGCCCAGGGCCAAACGGAGGUUAACAAAGGCUCGCGACGAGUUGCAGCUGGCGGGGAGUAUCAGAGCUGCGGCCAAGCAAGAGUCACAGAGGAAAGCCACGGCCAUGGCCAUAUACUGCAGUCAGAUUGGUGACACAAGACCUAUCAGUUUCUGCAGGUUCAGCAGCGACAGUCAAAUGUUAAUCACUUCAAGCUGGUCGGGGCUGGUGAAGGUGUGGUCGGUGCCGGACUGCAUUCCGCUGCAGACGCUCAAGGGCCACACGUGCAACGUCAGCGCGGCGACAUUCCACCCCCGAGCUGUGUUACCCUCGCAUUGGAGGCAAAAGAUAGAGCAGGAGAAAGAGAAAAAAGAAGAUGACUCAAUAGAGGUGAUGGACACGUCCGAUGAGAUAUCGGAGUCGUGCCAGAUGGCGUCCUGCGCUUACGACGGAUCCGUACAUUUAUGGAACUUCAAGAGCGAUGCGCCGCUCGCCUCUCUGAGCGGUCACUCACCGCGGCGUGUGUCGCGCGUCGAAUUCCACCCGUCGGGCCGUUUCCUCGCCACCACGGUCUUUGACAAUUCCUGGCGGCUGUGGGACUUGCACACAAGAACCGAAGUUCUGCAUCAGGAAGGCCAUGCGAAGCCGGUCUACAGCAUCGCGUUCCAGUGCGACGGGUCUUUAGCGGUUACCGGGGGCAUGGAUGCCUUCGGUCGGGUGUGGGACCUGCGGACGGGUCGUUGCGUGAUGUUCCUGGAGGGACACCUUGGCCCCGUGCUGGGGGCGGACUGGUCCCCCGCAGGGCAUCAGCUAGCCACCGCUGCUGCUGACCAUCAGGCCAAGGUUUGGGACAUCCGUCGACGAGCCCCGAUAUACACUAUCCCGUCGCACACACAUCUACUGAGUGACGUAAGGUAUCAAAAGAGCAACGGCCACUUCCUGCUGACGUCAUCGUACGAUAAAACCGCGCGCCUGUGGUCGAAUCCCGCCUGGCACCCGCUGAGGACGCUGUCGGGUCACGACAAUAAGGUGAUGAGUGCAGACAUAUCCUUCGACAACAAGUAUAUUGCUACGUGCUCGUACGAUCGGACCUUCAAGCUGUGGGCACCGGAUCUGGCUUGACCCUUCUUGAUGAGACUCAAAAAAUACCUAAUUUUUUUUUAUUAAAUGAUAUGAAACCUUU
Messenger RNA from Pararge aegeria (speckled wood butterfly), 1849 nucleotides. RefSeq names its product U4/U6 small nuclear ribonucleoprotein Prp4 (gene U4-U6-60K). Gene Ontology annotation, biological process: mRNA splicing, via spliceosome. Gene Ontology annotation, cellular component: U4/U6 x U5 tri-snRNP complex. The coding region runs from base 178 to 1788 and encodes 536 amino acids. The transcript has 14 exons. Gene Ontology annotation, molecular function: protein binding; U4 snRNA binding; U6 snRNA binding. The record is from RefSeq and is a predicted model, not a curated record. Lineage: Eukaryota; Metazoa; Arthropoda; Insecta; Lepidoptera; Nymphalidae.